This is a messenger RNA of Rhizophagus irregularis DAOM 181602=DAOM 197198, 772 nucleotides long. Lineage: Eukaryota; Fungi; Glomeromycota; Glomeromycetes; Glomerales; Glomeraceae. The record is from RefSeq and is a predicted model, not a curated record.
UAAGGAGAAAAGGAAGCGUGCGUUUUCCUCAUACCGAAGUUUGGAGGAAGUGUUAGAAAAAUACGGAAUUAAAAGUAGUAGUAUAACGAGCAUCCCCCAGUUCACACCAGUACCUCACUCAAUCGAUGAAAAAUCUCCAGAGUUUAAGCUCUGCAUUGAUGACAUUUUUCGUAGGAUAAAAAAUAUGGGGCCAGUCGUAGAUAGUAAUGAGGCUAUGCGUUGCGAAUACAUUUCUACAAUCCUUCAUACUGCUGUCAGCAUCCUAGGAGGAUUGGUAAUCUUGCCUCAGAUGAAUGUAUCUGGUGAAGAAAGUUCCGGCCGUGUAGAUUAUGCGAUCAAGAAAAUACUGGAUGAUUUGCUCGAAGAAAUAAUAUGCAUAACCGAAGGAAAGCGAAACCAGCCGGGAAAGGUUUCGUGCGAAUUGAAUUUAGAUACGCUCAAGAAAAGCGUACGGCUGAUGAAGCAUUCGAGGAGUAUGAAUAUCAUCACAACAGCCACGGACUGGUAUUUCAUUCUACAUAGCACCGAGGCUAUCUAUUGUACGAGCAAGACUGAGUAUCGCAUCUCUCUGACUGAAGACACACUCAAGGACUCUACCGACUUGCGCAAGAAUGUGAAGAGGAUUUUAGAGGUUAUAGUGGGCUUGUUAAAAGAUAGGGUAUCAGCUAGUGAAGAACCCGCAAAUAAGAAGCGCCGUGUGGAAGAGAUAAUCAAGAAAAAUAAUUGUAUAGGACACUAGCAUAGAUGUCAUGUAUCGCGGGCUACGUCCCGA